GUAUCUGAAGAAAGAUUUGGCCAGGGGCAGCUGUGCUGGCUCAUGCUCUCCUCCUGCUGCUGCUGCCAUCCUCCAGCAAGAUGCUAGGGUCUUUGGGGCUUUGGGCAUUACUUCCCACAGCUGUGGAAGCACCCCCAAACAGGCGAACCUGUGUGUUCUUUGAGGCCCCUGGAGUGCGGGGAAGCACAAAGACACUGGGAGAGCUGCUAGAUACAGGCACAGAGCUCCCCAGAGCUAUCCGCUGCCUCUACAGCCGCUGCUGCUUUGGGAUCUGGAACCUGACCCAAGACCGGGCACAGGUGGAAAUGCAAGGAUGCCGAGACAGUGAUGAGCCAGGCUGUGAGUCCCUCCACUGUGACCCAAGUCCCCGAGCCCACCCCAGCCCUGGCUCCACUCUCUUCACCUGCUCCUGUGGCACUGACUUCUGCAAUGCCAAUUACAGCCAUCUGCCUCCUCCAGGGAGUCCUGGGACUCCUGGCUCCCAGGGUCCCCAGGCUGCCCCAGGUGAGUCCAUCUGGAUGGCACUGGUGCUGCUGGGGCUGUUCCUCCUCCUCCUGCUGCUGCUGGGCAGCAUCAUCUUGGCCCUGCUACAGCGAAAGAACUACAGAGUGCGAGGUGAGCCAGUGCCAGAGCCAAGGCCAGACUCAGGCAGGGACUGGAGUGUGGAGCUGCAGGAGCUGCCCGAGCUGUGUUUCUCCCAGGUAAUCCGGGAAGGAGGUCAUGCAGUGGUUUGGGCCGGGCAGCUGCAAGGAAAACUGGUUGCCAUCAAGGCCUUCCCACCGAGGUCUGUGGCUCAGUUCCAAGCUGAGAGAGCAUUGUACGAACUUCCAGGCCUACAGCACGACCACAUUGUCCGAUUUAUCACUGCCAGCCGGGGGGGCCCUGGCCCCCUGGUCUCUGGGCCCCUGCUGGUACUGGAACUGCAUCCCAAGGGCUCCCUGUGCCACUACUUGACCCAGCACACCAGUGACUGGGGAAGUUCCCUGCGGAUGGCACUGUCCCUGGCCCAAGGCCUGGCAUUUCUCCAUGAGGAGCGCUGGCAGAAUGGCCAAUAUAAACCAGGUAUUGCCCACCGAGAUCUGAGCAGCCAGAAUGUGCUCAUUCGGGAAGAUGGAUCAUGUGCCAUUGGAGACCUGGGCCUUGCCUUGGUGCUCCCUGGCCUCACUCAGCCCCCUGCCUGGACCCCUACUCAACCACAAGGCCCAGCUGCCAUCAUGGAAGCUGGCACCCAGAGGUACAUGGCACCAGAGCUCUUGGACAAGACUCUGGACCUACAGGAUUGGGGCAUGGCCCUCCGACGAGCUGAUAUUUACUCUUUGGCUCUGCUCCUGUGGGAGAUACUGAGCCGCUGCCCAGAUUUGAGUCCUGACAGCAGUCCACCACCCUUCCAACUGGCCUAUGAGGCAGAACUGGGCAAUACCCCUACCUCUGAUGAGCUAUGGGCCUUGGCAGUGCAGGAGAGGAGGCGUCCCUACAUCCCAUCCACCUGGCGCUGCUUUGCCACAGACCCUGAUGGGCUGAGGGAGCUCCUAGAAGACUGUUGGGAUGCAGACCCAGAAGCACGGCUGACGGCUGAGUGUGUACAGCAGCGCCUGGCUGCCCUGGCCCAUCCUCAGGAGAGCCACUCCUUUCCAGAGAGCUGUCCACGGGGCUGCCCACCUCUCUGCCCAGAAGACUGUACUUCAAUUGCUGCCCCUACCAUCCUCCCCUGUAGGCCUCAGCGGAGUGCCUGCCACUUCAGUGUUCAGCAAGGCCCUUGUUCCAGGAAUCCUCAGCCUGCCUGUACCCUUUCUCCUGUGUAAAUAUGCAGUUUAUGUGUCAUCAAUGUACACGCCAACAUAAAUAUGGCGAUUGUAUAGCUGUCUUGUCUGCCUCAUCACUGCCUUUCCCACCUGCCGAAUCCUUGGAUUCUUCUGUGGGCAUGCAGUCCACAGCAGUUCUAACCAGUGACUUGGGGUAGGUGUGCACAGGAAACAGAGUAAAGUCAACUUUCCUGACGCA
Molecule: messenger RNA, 2001 nt
Organism: Pongo pygmaeus (Bornean orangutan)
Lineage: Eukaryota; Metazoa; Chordata; Mammalia; Primates; Hominidae
Gene: AMHR2
Product: anti-Mullerian hormone receptor type 2
Exons: 11
Coding region: 81-1802 (573 amino acids)
Biological process (GO): cellular response to growth factor stimulus; BMP signaling pathway; protein phosphorylation
Cellular component (GO): signaling receptor complex; plasma membrane
Molecular function (GO): ATP binding; transforming growth factor beta receptor activity
Source: RefSeq, a predicted model, not a curated record